Bipolaris maydis ATCC 48331 is the source of this 324-nucleotide messenger RNA. The record is from RefSeq and is a predicted model, not a curated record. NCBI's taxonomy places the organism in Eukaryota, Fungi, Ascomycota, Dothideomycetes, Pleosporales, Pleosporaceae.
GAUCAUAACUCUACACCUUAUCUCUUUCAUACUUUAACUUUGCCAAUUAUGUCUUCUGUAUACCGUUACUCUCUGCGGGAAGAAGAUAAACCUUUCGUGCUCAUUCGAUCAAAUUUACCUUUGGGUAUAAGGUAUAUCUGUACAGUAAAAGGGGGAACACUUGGCUCAUUGUACGAGGGAACAAAAAUAGCUUUAUCAGAUACCACUUAGCUUGGGGACUUCGUUGUUCCAGAUUCUGAUGGGGAAUCCAUUGGUAAGCUUAUAUUCAUACCUACACCUUAUACUACCUCCAUUCUACACUUGUUUACUAUAGGUUUUCAGGAA